AUGCGCCCUGAGGACCACAAUCCAUUGGUGAAUACACACCUCAAGCGCGCUGAAGAAAGAUGCCUGAAGGCUUCGCAUUCCUCUGUGGUCUGUCCUCCACAAUCAGGUGGAUCGCGCAUGGAUGCAGACCUAUUUCUGCUCCUCGACUCGAGCGCACAAGAUAGUUUCGAGUUCCUCAAUGCAACCAAGGAGCUCAUUCCCAAAGGGCAAGCCAUCUCCGCGCUUGAAGAGAGCGCACUAUCGGGUCCUGCUCGUUCAAGUAUCUCGGUCGAAGUCCAAGGACAAGAACCUGAAAGGUUGACGCGCCGAGCACAAGACCAUUCUCAGGCUGCCAAUUUGGAAGCUUCUGUGAGUCUUCUGUGCCAUGAAGGGAACACUGAGAUACUGUAUAGCAACCCCGUGACGAUCAGCCGGAGGGAAAGCAUCGACGAGUCAAGUGGAGAAGGAAUGGAAGCAGCUCAAGGGGGAUCCCCCGCCAGCCAAGAGAUGAAGCAGAACUCAACGGCCGAGGGAGAGCCAGGAGCGUGUACCAUCCUGCAGGCAGAAACCAUCAACGAAAGCAGAACGGAGAACCUUACGACGACAUUGGAGACGACCGGCACCCCUGAAGACGGUCAAGCUGUUCGUGCUUCUGCGCGAGGAGAACACCUAACUCCUCUGAGCGAGGCUUUUCGGACCGUAGACACAGGGCGUCCGAACGGGCUCCUGUGCGUGGCGAAACGGACGCAGCUCCCCACCCUCCUGGAUAACUCGCCCCCACAGCAACCGGCGUCAGAAGAUGGACAGGCUCCGAAAAGGCUGGGUUUUGCGGAAAAGAAGUUCGGGCGAGAUUUUGAGAGCUUUAUUGGCGAAGAGCGGGCCACGGGAACAUUGGGGGAGAACCCUGACUUGCGCGCCGGCUCGUUGGACCAAGCUGAAGAUCGGGGCCCUGUGGAGAGGUCUCUUGGUGGCGUCCGCGGCUUCAAGAAGGGCCUGCGGACAGCCUUCCUGAGCCGCGACAGGGCCCGGGAUGCGGACGGGUUCUUCUCCGCGAGGAGGCUCCCGCGCGCCGCGCGCGCGGGCGAUCCCGUUUCUACACAGGCUGGUGUACAGUCUGACCAGCGAAGCGAGGCGCUUCCCGGGCAGCCGCUCUCAAACGGCCUCAAAAAAUUUGAUGGAGUGUUCCCGGAAGGAUCUCCAGCAGAAGCGCCCGGUCCCUUCGACCGAGAACUCCUCACCAGCUUGGGCAUCGGCAAGGAUUCAUUGGAGCGGGCGGCCGGCAGCUCCCCAACGGCGGUCCUCUCGCCGCGCGCGCUCGUUGCGCAGCCGCCCGACUCCCUCAGUCUGGCCCACCUUUCACCUCCUCUCCAAGCGUAUCAGGGAAACACAAACUUCCCCAAUCACUAUCAUUCCCCUUCAAACGUUCCGGCUUUUGCCCACUCUCCCUCAGCCCUGGAUUUUCUCAACUCUAUGCAACUCCCGCCUUUUGAGCCUUCUCGAGCCCCGCCGAGCCUCUCUCAGUUUCUCCAAAGGCCGGAAGUAACUAGAUCGGAGGACUCAUUUGGUGCUGAGCCGGCCGAAGAAGCCGCCCCGGGAAUCUCGGGGUUCAAGUCAAUGCUGCGGAAGAAGCAGCAAGUGCGCCCGGGGAAGUCUACCGAGCCCAACGCGCUGCCGGUUAUUCUGGAGGGAAAGCCGGUGGAGCUGAAUAGGAGGGUCUCUGCCAGCCCGAAGUCCCCAAUGGAUCUGGUGGAAUCGGAUGACCCGGUGGGAGGAGCCGAGGACGUAAACGGACGGCGCAAGCAGCCCGGCCGCGGCGUGAAGCGGCCGGCCGCCAACUCGCCGUCGGCAGUGGGCAAGCGCAGCUCGCAGUACCGCGGCGUGACGAAGCACUGCAGUACUGGGCGUUACGAAGCUCACCUGUGGGACAACAGCAGCCGCAAGGAGGGCAUCAACAAGAAGGGACGACAGGUGUACCUGGGCGGGUACGAAAAGGAGACGGACGCAGCCCGGGCGUACGACCUUGCCGCUCUCAAGUACUGGGGCGUAGGCACCAACUACAACUUUCCGCUGAAGGACUACGAACAGGACCUCAAAGAGAUGGAAGACGUGUCUCGCCAGGAGUUCGUCGCCACCCUCAGAAGGAAGAGCAGCGGCUUCUCGCGCGGCGCGUCCAAGUACCGCGGCGUGACGCGGCACCACCAGCACGGCCGCUGGGAGGCGCGCAUCGGGCGCGUGCUCGGGAACAAGUACCUCUACCUGGGGACGUACCCGACACAGGAGGAAGCGGCGCAGGCUUACGACAUCGCCGCGGUCAAGUACCGGGGCGUGCACGCGGUCACCAACUUUGACCUGAGCCGCUACCUGGAGUUCAUGCGCCCCGGCGGCAGCCAGACGCUUCCGGCGCCCCCCUCAGCGGACAGCGAAGGCGGGACGGGCGCCGAAGAAGGCUCGGACCUGACUUACGGGUCGCCUAGAAAGAGAAAGAGAGCGGGCUCUGAGCGGCCGGCGGCUCGUUCCUUUGAGCCCAGGGUCCUGUCUACGCAGAUAGUGAUGCCGUCCCCAGCACCACGUUUCCCCGAGCCGGCGUCUCCCACCGAGCCGGCGUCUCCUUACCAAGUCGACCCGCGAAUCGACCCCCGCUACGCUCCUCUAUCAGUCGACGAUCAGCAGGCGCUAAGUGACCAGUUCUACUUUGGGGGGGAGUUCUCCCCCACCCUAGACCAGCCUUUCAGCCCCCUGAACACCACCCACGCCGUUCAUCUGCCGAACCCCCUCCAAUACUGCCAGCUCGUUCCGUACCCGAACCUGUCCCUGAACUUUCCCCAAGCUCUGAGCCAGUUGUUCCCGGUCUAUCCUGGGCUCGGCCAGUACCCCCAGACCUUGCCCGGUGCUUACGCCCCGGGUCUUCAAGUGGGGUCAGAUAACAGGGAGGGUGCGGAGGAUGCGGUGCAUGCGUCGAACGGGCUUGUGCCGCCCGGGUACUCUGCCUGGGACGCGGCACAGUGA
This is a messenger RNA of Klebsormidium nitens, 2985 nucleotides long. NCBI's taxonomy places the organism in Eukaryota, Viridiplantae, Streptophyta, Klebsormidiophyceae, Klebsormidiales, Klebsormidiaceae. The record is from the annotation of a GenBank genome assembly.